Oncorhynchus keta (chum salmon) is the source of this 3992-nucleotide messenger RNA. RefSeq names its product gamma-aminobutyric acid type B receptor subunit 1-like. The transcript is spliced from 18 exons. Gene Ontology annotation, molecular function: G protein-coupled GABA receptor activity. The record is from RefSeq and is a predicted model, not a curated record. Gene Ontology annotation, cellular component: G protein-coupled receptor heterodimeric complex; membrane. Gene Ontology annotation, biological process: gamma-aminobutyric acid signaling pathway; G protein-coupled receptor signaling pathway. Lineage: Eukaryota; Metazoa; Chordata; Actinopteri; Salmoniformes; Salmonidae. Bases 1189 to 3807 code for a protein of 872 amino acids.
CUCUCUGCUGCAGUCAACGAAAAAUAAAUUAUGCUCGGGAAUCUGUUUGCUUUAACAUUUACCCUGCUGCCUGCUACCACGACUGUUUGUGUGGUUGUUUUAACUGCUGAAGGGUAGCCGGGUUCGACUCUCGUCAUCUGCUUACCUGUCGUUUACAAUUCCGGCAUGCAGAUACAGCGUCACGUACAUCGUUAAUAGACAGGAGAGGGAGAGAGGAGCUGGUAGGAAUAGACGAAUGUGACAUGUUUACGUUUUGCCGCGGUCAAUCCUACACUACGUGUACACUACCUAACGUGCGCAUUAAUUAUAUCAUAGCGCAAUAUCUUUCGGGGAGAGCAGUGAGUCUUUAGGAAUUGGAUAGGGCAAGGACAGACGGAUAUUUAAAAGGACCACUGUUGAACAGUAUAGGUUACCAUCGGAUUUACUGCUAUUUCUCUCUAAAUUAUUUCACCAUUUAUACAUUUUUUUCCCCCAGAGACAUUAUGUUAUUGGAAUAUUAGCAACAGCGCUAAAUCACUCGUUUUAUUUCAGUACCCUGGACAGCGCUAUACUGAACCAAAGUAUGGUCGGAGCGGAGGACAAACUACAAAUCAUUCUCUUAUGCAACGUUUUCUUACCUGUUAUUGAUAUCGAGAGAGCAAGUGGAAUUAAGAGACGUCUGACCUACGUGUGCUGUUAAUUGACAUCUGUUUCGGUUAAUGUUUACAUAACUUUCACCCGGUUAGCUAUUGAUUGCGCUAAAUGUGCAAGAGGAUACCCGUCCACCUGCAAAUUAUAUCCAACCGAAUUGAUUUAUAGUUUAGGUGACUAUGGAUUUGUCUCGUUAAUAUUAUGAUUUGUCUCAUAAUAUUGUCCCGAGACCAACACGUGUUGAGUGUAGACAGAUGAAGAAUCAUUUAGAGGCAGAAAAACAGCAUUUUGUGUAGGUUGCUCAGACUUAACAGUUCCAUUUAUUUUACAGACCAAAACCAAAGUUACCCUUCAGCAGAACUAGUGUUGAGAUAGGUUGGCUAUUUAAUGAGGGAUAUAAAUAGUUUAUUUUGUCUUGACAAAACACGCAACUUUCAAGAGUUCUUGACACAGCUACAGCAGAACAAUAUCAGAGGAGAAUUAAUCACCAAGACAAUUCUCAAACAUAAGCAGCAUACAUCUUUCAAACCAAGUUUCUGAGACUCUAAAACUUCCAACAUGGCGGUGUCCUUUCAAAGUCUACCCGAGGUUCGACGCUCCAUCAUCGGCCAGACACUGAUCUUUGCCUCGCUGACUUUACUCCUCUCUUGGUCCUGCCCGGCUCUAGGCAAGAAGAAGCUCUACAUCGGCGCCCUCUUCCCGAUGAGCGGAGGCUGGCCCGGGGGCCAAGCAUGCCUCCCUUCCGCUCAGAUGGCCCUCGACUUGGUGAACAAGAGAACGGAUAUACUGCCGGAGUACGAGCUGGAACUGAUCCACUACGAUAGCAUGUGUGAUCCAGGUGAAGCCACCAAGCUCCUGUAUGACCUGCUCUACACCGAGCCCAUCAAGAUGGUCCUGAUGCCCGGCUGCAGCUCUGUGUCCACUUUGGUGGCCGAGGCCGCUCGCAUGUGGAACCUUAUAGUGUUAUCCUACGGUUCCAGUUCCCCAGCUCUCUCGAACCGCCAGCGCUUCCCGACGUUCUUCCGUACCCACCCGUCUGCCACCCUCCACAACCCCACCAGGGUUCAGCUCUUUCAGAAGUGGAAAUGGACUAAGAUCGCCACCAUCCAGCAGACUACGGAAGUCUUCACCUCAACGCUGGAUGAUCUAGAGGCGAGGACCAAAGAGGCCGGGAUCGAGAUCAGCGUUCGCCAAAGCUUCCUCACUGACCCCGCCCCAGCUGUCAAGAAUCUCAAGCGGCAAGAUGCCAGAAUCAUCGUGGGGCUCUUCUACGAGACGGAAGCCAGAAAAGUUUUCUGUGAGGUGUACAAGGAGAAGCUCUAUGGGAAGAAGUAUGUCUGGUUCCUGAUUGGUUGGUACGCAGACAACUGGUUCAAGAUCAAAGACCCGUCAAUCAACUGCACCGUGGAGCAGAUGACGGAGGCGGUGGAGGGCCACGUUACCACGGAGAUCGUCAUGCUCAACCCCGAGACCGUCCGAGGGGCCUCCAAUCUGACGUCUCAGGAGUUUCUGAACCAGCUGAUGUCUAAGUUGGGGGGUAAGAACCCAGAGGAGACGGGGGGGUUCCAGGAGGCCCCUCUGGCCUACGAUGCAGUGUGGGCCCUGGCUCUGGCCCUCAACAAGACCGUGGGGCCCCUGAAGGCCAAGGGCCGGAGGCUGGAAGACUUCAACUACAACAACCGAGAUAUCACCGCUGAGAUCUACCGUGCCCUAAACACCAGCUCAUUUGAAGGAGUUUCGGGCCAUGUUGUGUUUGAUGCCCAGGGUUCUAGAAUGGCCUGGACUCUUAUUGAGCAGCUGCAAGGAGGCAGCUAUAAGAAGAUUGGAUACUUCGACAGUACUAAAGGCAAUCUAUCCUGGUAUGGGAAUGACAAGUGGAUAGGUCCAGGCCCCCCAGCAGAUCAGACCGUGGUUAUCGAGGAGUUUAGGUUCCUCUCUCAGAAGCUCUUUGUCUCUGUGUCUGUGUUCGCUGGACUAGGGAUUCUACUGGGAAUAGUGUGUCUCACAUUCAACAUCUACAACAGCAAUGUCAGGUACAUCCAGAACUCCCAGCCCUACCUGAACAACAUGACGGCAGUGGGGUGUAUGAUGGCUCUGGCUGCUGUCUUCCCUCUGGGCCUCGACGGACACCACAUACACAGGAAGCAGUUCCCCGUGGUCUGCCAGUUCCGUCUGUGGCUGCUUGGCCUGGGCUUCAGCCUGGCGUACGGUUCUAUGUUCACGAAGAUCUGGUGGGUUCACACCGUCUUCACCAAGAAGGACGACAAGAAGGAGAAGAGGAAGCAUCUGGAGCCGUGGAAACUCUACGCCACCGUGGGGGUGCUGCUGGUCAUCGACGUCCUGUCGCUCAUGAUCUGGCAAAUAGUGGAUCCUCUACACAUCACUGUGGAGAAGUUUGUGAGAGAGGCCCCUAAAGGAGAUCUGGAUGUUCUGAUCCAACCUCUGCUGGAACACUGCAGCUCAGACAAGAUGAAUACUUGGCUUGGUCUGGUGUAUGGUUAUAAGGGCUUGCUGCUGCUCCUGGGGAUUUUCUUGGCUUAUGAGACCAAGUCAAUAUCUACAGAGAAGAUCAAUGACCACCGCGCUGUGGGCAUGGCCAUCUACAACGUCUCCGUGUUGUGUAUGAUCACGGCUCCCGUCACCAUGAUCUUGUCGUCGCAGCAGGACGCCUCGUUUGCCUUCGCCUCCCUGGCCAUCGUCUUCUCCGUCUACAUCACCCUGGUGGUGCUCUUCGUCCCCAAGAUGCGUCGUCUGAUCACCCGAGGGGAGUGGCAGUCAGACACCCAGGAGACCAUGAAGACACAGGGCUCAUCCACCAACAACAACGAUGAGGAGAAGUCCAGACAGCUGGAGAGAGAGAACAAGGAACUACAGAAGAUCAUUCAGGAGAAAGAAGAGAGGGUGUCAGAGCUACGAAACCAGCUGGUGGAGCGACAAGCCCUCCGCUCCCGAAGACGACCCUCCACAGCCAACCAGAACCACAGCACACCCCUUCUCCCCAUCCCCUCGAACAACGACCCCAAAUCCCUCAUCCCCCCACCGGGGUACCCCAACACCGCCUCAGACAACCACUCCCUCCCUCCAUCAUUCUCCAACUCCUCCAACCUCUAUCAGCCCGAUGGGAAGAUCAGUAGAAACAACUGCCACACCAGCCGGUUACAGCUCCUCUACAAGUAGAGCGAGAAGAUCUGAAGGAGAGAUGAGUAAAUGGGGCGAGCGGGGUAAGCGAUGGGGUAGCUUUUAGAGGAAGCGUGAGAACGGAGUGAGCAUCAAGAAGCAAAUGUGAGUGGGAGUGAGCGAAUGAGUAUGAGUCAGAGGAAGUAUGUUUAGUGAACAAGAGGAGGUAGGGAGGGAGGGAGGUA